Messenger RNA from Ziziphus jujuba (common jujube), 3110 nucleotides. Its product is annotated as cation/H(+) antiporter 15. Gene Ontology annotation, molecular function: antiporter activity. The coding region runs from base 476 to 2908 and encodes 810 amino acids. The record is from RefSeq and is a predicted model, not a curated record. The transcript has 3 exons. Gene Ontology annotation, cellular component: membrane; endomembrane system. Gene Ontology annotation, biological process: regulation of pH; proton transmembrane transport. NCBI's taxonomy places the organism in Eukaryota, Viridiplantae, Streptophyta, Magnoliopsida, Rosales, Rhamnaceae.
GCUGAUUACAAAUCAAUGUGUUGAUGAAACUUUUUAACUCCAGAAUACAGAACCAAGAAAAAAGAAGCAACUUCUUUUUAUGCAUUAUCUUACCAUAUCAUGGUUUAAUGAAUCUGACAUUGGUUACCCAAAUGCAUGGAAUUCACCUCUAUAUUAAAAAACUAAAACGAUUAUUAAAAAAAAUAAAAUAAAAAAAAUGAAUGGUCCAUUUAUGGAAUGGAUGAGAAACAAGUGACCAAUAUGUCGUUGUGAAGUUUAAAUUAAUGGUCAAAGCUUUAAACGUAUAAGGUGGAACUAUUACCGCCAAUUUCUCUCUUCUAUGGUCAAUAUGUCAAAGCUUCCUUGCAUUAUGCUUCAUCGUCCUGUUUCUUUCCGGUGCUACUACUCAAAUUUCAUUAACCAAAAAAAUAAAAAAUAAAAAUAAAAAACUAUUUUUUCUUUUUCUUUCUUUCUCUCUCUAUCUCAUGCUGCAUGCAUGGAAACAAGGAGGGUCGGGGAACAUAGACAGGAUUCGGAGAAACUUGGUGGCAAUGGGCCGACAUUUGUGGUGGAUGAGAACUCCUACAUUUGCCAUAGAUUUGGUCAGGUCAACUCCGGCGGACUAUGGUAUGGAGACAACCCUCUCGACUUCUCUCUUCCAUUGUUCUUGUUGCAGCUUUCCCUCAUUUUCGUUUUCUCACGCUCCAUCGCCUUGCUCCUCAAGCCUUUUGGCCAACCUUCCAUUGUCCCAAAGAUUCUUGGUGGUAUUGUUUUAGGUCCUUCGGUUCUUGGGCGGGACUCAACAUUUGCAUCCAAAGUUUUCCCACCAAAAGGGAGAACUUUCCUUGAGACCUUAUCGGUUUUCGGUUUCAUGCUCUGUAUCUUUCUGAUUGGGGUGAAGAUGGACCCCAACAUUAUUCUCAAAUCAGGAAAGAAACCAGUGGCUAUAGGAAGCUUAGCCGUGCUCCUUCCUUAUGCAAUGUCCGGAUUACUUGCGAUUGUCCUCAAGAGUUGUCUUUCACUGGAUCCUGAUCUUUCCAGUGUUCUUCAAUAUGUGGUUACAAUACAGUCCAUGACAGCUUUCCCCAAUGUUGCUUGUUUUCUGGACGAGCUCAGCAUCCUUAAUUCGGAAAUUGGACGAAUAGCAUCUUCUUCUUCGGUUGUAUCCGAUGCCUGCCAUUUUUGCAUUGUCACUAUCAAGUAUUUUACAUAUUUAGCAACAGAAAGGUCUGUAAGGUCGUCAGUUGGAUCUUUCUUCUCCCUUUGUUUCCUUUUUGCAUUCAUUUUCUUUGGAGUCCGUCCAGCAGCAAUGUGGGCAGUUAGACAAACACCUGAAGGUCAACCUGUGAAAGAGAUAUAUAUUUUUGCUAUAAUAAUAGUGGUACUGGUAUGUGGGUUUGUUGGUGAAGUUAUUGGUCUAAAUGCUUUUGCUGCAUCUUUCCUAUUGGGAUUGGUCAUUCCAGAUGGCCAUCCUCUAGGAGCUGCUCUGGUUGAGAGACUUGAUUGCUUCGUUUCUGUAUUGCUCAUGCCUAUCUUUUUCACCAUGUGUGGAUUAAGGAUGGAUGUUUUUGCCAUACAGCACUUAAAAACUGUGGCUAUUAUUGAGUUGAUUGUUUUUGUUGCUAUUUUUUGGAAGAUUAUAGGAACAAUUGUGCCACCCCUCGUCUGUAGAAUGCCGGUACGAGAUGCUUUUUCUCUUGGUCUUAUCAUGAACACCAAAGGGAUUGUUGAACUUUCCAUGUUGUUUUUCUGGAAGUCGAAAAAUAGGAUGAACGAAGAAUGCUUCAGCAUUUUGAUCAUAACUGUGGUGUUUGUGAUGGUAAUUCUUGCUCCUCUUGUUAGAGUCCUGUAUGAUCCUUCAAAGCGGUUCCUUGCUUACAAAAGGAGGACUAUUAUGCACCAUGCCAAGAAUGAAGAACUGAGAAUACUCGUUUGCAUUCACAGACAGGACAAUGUCCCACCGAGUUUGGACCUCCUUGCAGCCACAAAUCCCACCGAGAUGAGCCCUAUUAAUUUGGUUGUUCUUCACCUUGUUAAGCUUGUGGGACGCUCGUCUUCCUUACUUGUUCCCUACGUUCCGCGCGAAAAGUCUUCACAAUAUCCAACUCAAUCUGAAAGGAUAUUCAAUGCAUUCAGAAAACUUGAACAGAAUUACAGUGGCCAAGUAAUAGUACAUUGCUUUAAAGGCAUUUCCCCUUACCCGACAAUGCACAACGAUGUAUGUUCCUUGGCUCUUGAAAAGAGAUCAACCUUAAUUAUAAUUCCUUUUAUCAAGCGAUUUACAACUGCAGGAAAAGUAGAAUCAUGUUAUGCUUUUAGGCACCUUAACGAGAAUGUUCUUGAUAAGGCUCCUUGCUCUGUUGGUGUUCUUGUCGACCAAGGGAAUCCGAGGACAUUUCUAACAAGUCAUAAACAAUCAUCGCUUUAUCGUGUGGUUGUGCUAUUCCUUGGGGGAGCAGACGAUCGAGAAGCAGCAGCAUAUGCUGGACGAAUGUCGGGACAUCCUAAAGUUCAUAUCACUCUGAUUGUUUUCUCUUCUUCAACACAGAUUGUGGAAGGUACAGAAAGAAGCAAAGCACUUGAUACUGAAACCUUGACUAAAUUUAGGCUAAAUGCCUUCCGCAAUGAGCGAGUUUGUUGUAAAGAACAAACAGUAAGCGAUGCAAAUGGCUUGCUUUCGGUGCUUAAAACAUUGGAUAGCGGUUAUGAACUUGUUAUGGUGGGGAGAAAUCAUGGGAGUUCAAGGUUAAUGUUUGAACUUAGGAAAGGGAGGUUGGAAGGAGAACUUGGUACAAUAGGAGAGAUACUCGUCACCACCGAAAUUAGAGGUGGUGCCUCAGUUUUGGUAGUGCAACAACAGACAAGGUUUUGGGGGUUGCGUGACCCGGAAGAAUCAACACAUUUGAGAAAAGUAGAUAUAGGCUUUUAGUAUUUUUUUUAUUUUUUUUUUCCCCUUCUCUGUCAGUGCCAUAAUUGUAAUGUGUACAGAGUUAGUGUAUCAUCAAACUUACAACAACUACAAUUCCAAAUUUGGUUUAUACAAUUCUCUUUAGGUUUUUGCUUUUUGUGGUUUAAUUGUAUUCAACAAUACAACUAAUUAGACAGGCAAUUUUAAUAUGUGAAUCUUUUUC